Messenger RNA from Danaus chrysippus (African queen), 1419 nucleotides. The record is from the annotation of a GenBank genome assembly. NCBI's taxonomy places the organism in Eukaryota, Metazoa, Arthropoda, Insecta, Lepidoptera, Nymphalidae.
AUGAUGGAAAAUGCUGAAGAGAUUUUUCAUUUCCUUGAAGAUUUUUCAAAAUGUGAACGAAAAACAAUACCACAAGAACUGAACGAUUAUUUAGCCUAUGUAGCGCGUACCGGUGAUCCCGUCUAUCAGUGGUCUCUCGUUAAGAGUUUGUUCAAAGAAAAAUUACUUAACGUUAUAACCGACUUCUACGAGACUACUCCAGGCAUCGAUAUACCACCAUAUCCGAAUGUAAAUGCGUUCAACUACGAUAGUAUGAAAAACAGUUUAGUAGAAAGAUUGGAUUCAUUCAACUCUGCCCCAUUUACCGUUCAAAGAAUAUGCGAGCUUCUCACCUACCCGCGGAAACAGUACAAUCGAGUUGAUAAAUUUAUGAGAGCGAUUGAGAAAAACAUUUUAGUUGUAAGUACAAGGGAACCUGGUCAUCAACGACAUCCAGAGAAUGGUGAACCUAUUGUGAAUGGAUCAGAUAAUAAUUCUGAUUAUAAUGUUGAUGUUGAAAUGGAGGAUAUGUCAUGGAAAGAUAAUCCCGAGUCGCGACAGAAUUGCGAACCACAGCCUAGUUCAUCAGAAGCCCACAUUAAUGUUGAAGACAUUGAAACGAGAUUACACACCAAAAAAGAUACUACUGUUAACAGUGAGGAAAAAUCUACAACUCAAUACGUAUCCGAGACUCCAUCUGACUUGAAUGCAAAUGAGCAAAUGUUAGAUAAUGCACCGAAACCGAAACCCUUGGAUAAUGCGGUUGCAUCAACCAGUGAUGAUAUCAAGAACAAUAAUACUGAAGAACAACCCCCCGUAGUCAAAGAGGAUGAAGAAAUGAAAUCGGAAGUCACAAACGAAGUUUUAAUCAUACCUGAAAUAAAAGUUGACGACGCUGAAAUGACCGAGCAAAAACUUGUAGAAUCAAAAGUAUCUGAAACCAUAGAUUCUGGGGUAUCAAAGGAAAAUACUCAAAAUGCUAUUGAUACACCCACAUCCAUGGAUGAUAGCAGCUCGGAUUCUAUUUCCAAAGAAGAAGAUAACAAAAUACAUAGUGAAGUAUCGUCAUCGAGUGAAGAAAGUUCCUCGUCAAGCGAUAACAUUGAUGGCAACAGUAACUCACCCAAGACCGAAGAACAAACAGACAUUCACGUAGAACAACCACCACAAGUAAUGCCCGAAAAUCCUGUACAAGAACAAGAUAAAGAAAAUGAUAAACCUAUGGAAGAUGCUAAACCCGUAGAGCCAGUUAAAGAAACACCUACUUUAGAAUCCGAAAACUAUUCAAUAUCCGAUGUCAACUCUGAAUUACCUGCAACUAAUGUACCAGACACUGAAAAAACUCCUGUUGAGGCAGAAGUUAAAGAGGUAUCGGAAAAAAAGGAAGACCCAUCUCCUGAUACAGAAAACUUGACAAACACAAAAGUUUCCGAAACCUAA